This is a messenger RNA of Priapulus caudatus, 1204 nucleotides long. Its product is annotated as AP-2 complex subunit sigma. The record is from RefSeq and is a predicted model, not a curated record. NCBI's taxonomy places the organism in Eukaryota, Metazoa, Priapulida, Priapulimorpha, Priapulimorphida, Priapulidae. Bases 144 to 572 code for a protein of 142 amino acids. Gene Ontology annotation, molecular function: clathrin-cargo adaptor activity. Gene Ontology annotation, cellular component: membrane coat; AP-2 adaptor complex; intracellular membrane-bounded organelle. Gene Ontology annotation, biological process: intracellular protein transport; clathrin-dependent endocytosis. The transcript has 4 exons.
AGCCAUUUUUCCAGCAGUGGGAGUUUCUUUGCCUAUAUCUGAUGUGCUAAUAAUAAUAUCUAGUUGUUAUAUGUUGUUGCCUAUCUACAUGCAUCUACACAUAGUCAAGUAGGGGUUCGCAGAAGUAUAGGAAAGUUGAGAAGAUGAUCCGCUUCAUCCUGAUUCAGAACCGAGCAGGGAAGACUCGUCUUGCCAAAUGGUACAUGAACUUUGACGAUGACGAAAAGCAGAAAUUGAUAGAGGAGGUGCACGCGUGUGUCACUGUCAGAGAUGCCAAGCACACCAAUUUUGUCGAGUUCCGAAACUUCAAGAUCGUGUAUCGGCGAUAUGCGGGUCUGUAUUUCUGCAUCUGUGUUGAUGUAGGAGAUAACAACUUGGCCUACCUAGAAGCAAUUCACAACUUCGUAGAGGUGCUGAAUGAAUACUUCCACAACGUCUGUGAACUCGACUUAGUCUUUAACUUCUACAAGGUCUACAGCGUCGUCGAUGAGAUGUUCCUGGCGGGCGAGAUACGCGAGACGAGUCAGACGAAAGUUCUCAAACAGCUUCUCAUGCUCAACUCGCUAGAAUAACGCUGCGGCGCACAUCUACCCCAGCGCGACGCGAGCUGCAUUUUCGUUCGGGCAUUUAGGAUGACAGCCGGCGGCGAAAGGACUUCGCGCGGUAAACGGUGGUUGAAAUUUAGGCGCGGGAGGGUUUGAGAUCGUGAGGCGUUGGUACGCAGGGAGAGCUAGUAGCCUGAUAUGCUGGGUAAAUUCCUGCGUGUGGUUCCGUAGUGGCUCCCCUGCCACGAUUCGCUUCCUUUAUUGAAAAUCGUUGUGCAUGUCGUACAGGUGUAAAUGAGGUGUAAUAUAUAUUGUUAAAUUUUCGCAUCCCUAGUUUAGGUGUACCCGUGCUUCUAAUCCAGUGUCCAUCUACCUGUUUCGUAAGCGUAUUCUAGUGAGAGUUGCGUGUGUAGCCACGUGCACGGCUAUUGGACAGCCCAUCACCCAUAAUCCAACGGUAAACAUCAGUACAGUACUUAUUACAAAGUUAUUUGUGUAGCCGUAUGUGCGUGUAUUAGUAGUGGCGUCACGCAUCCAGGAACAGUUCCUAACAGUCUAACACCUGUUGGAAAGUGCCACAUAGAGAUGUGUGUGUAUGUGUAUAUCAAGAGCUCAUAAUAGAGAAGAGUAUGACACCGUUUUAACAGCGUUUUCAACUU